UCGCAUUGUCGUGUCCGAUGUGUGUGCGUCGCAGCGUUUGCCGCCAUUAUUUUAGCCGCGCGUUUAUUUAUUGCAAGUAAAUGUGAACUUCCUAACAUAACACGAGGCUGUAUCAAAUGCGAUCAUGACGCAAGUGCGCUACACUCGCAAUUUAUUCCUGCGUGGAAUCUGCAUUAUAUAUCUGUUCGCAUUCCUCAGCUUUUACAUACAGAUUCCGGGAUUGUAUGGCGAUAAUGGAAUCUUGCCAGCUAGAACUCAAGUGGAUCUCAAAGCACGUGCAACGUUACUUAAUAAGCUAAAGCAAAAACCAACAUUGUUAUGGUUUGCGCCAUACUUGGGCUUAAAUGUAGAAUAUAUGCUGGAUGUAUUAUCUCUUCUUGGAGCUGUUUUGUCUUUUAUAGGAUUUGUUACACAGACAUUCUGUAUUGCACCUGUAUUUGCAGGAUUAUGGUCUCUAUACUUUUCUUUAUACCAGAUUGGUCAAACGUUUAUAUGGUUUCAAUGGGAUAGUCUGUUAUUGGAAACUGGAUUUCUAUGUAUAUUUAUAGCACCAUUUUGGUAUCCUCGUCGUGCGAAACGGUCAAGUACUCCAAGUGAUGGAGUAACAUUUUGGACCAUACGCUGGCUACUUUUCCGUCUCAUGUUUGCCAGUGGAGUAGUAAAACUUUCCUCGAGAUGUCCAGUGUGGUGGAAAUUAGAUGCUUUAAAUAUCCAUUUUGAAUCUCAAUGUAUACCAACUCCUUUGGCGUGGUACGCCCACCAUUUGCCUACAUGGUUUCUUCGAUUGUCUACUGUCUUUACAUAUGUUAUUGAGAUUGCAAUACCACUAUUAUUCUUCUUCCCAAAUAGAAAAGUGAGACUAAUUGCAUUUUAUUCACAGCUAUUUCUACAAAUUUGCAUUAUUGCAACUGGAAAUUAUGCUUUCUUUAAUUUCCUAACUAUUUGCUUAUGCAUAUCCUUAUUGGACGAUCAAUUCUUUUACAAACAAAGAUCUCAAAAAAAUGCAUCUCAUAUUUUGAAUCAUCUGUCUACACUAAUAAGCAUAUUGGUUUAUGGAGGAAUAUUGUACGGAGCAUAUAUUUAUUUCGGUCUCAAGAUAACAGAUGACUUUACCAUUAAAUCUAACAUUGCGUUUACACAAGAAGAAUUUGAUUUUGUUAUACAACGUGCGGUACCGAUUUCUAUAUAUGUCGGCGCAGUAUCACUCGUAUUCACGAUAGCGGACUCUCUAACUAAUUCCAUGCUCACAAAAGGAAUGUAUAAUAAAAUAACAACAGCGUUAAUUACAGUUUCCUACAUUGUACCUGUACUCUUUAUUUUUGUUAUAAGUCUUGUACCACAUUAUACCAGUUUGGUUCCAGUGACCAAUUCGACGGUAAUAGCCCAAAUAAAACAAGUACAGGACAAGGUGGAGCAUCUGCGUUUAGUGAACAGCUAUGGGCUAUUUCGUCGUAUGACGGGAACCGACGGUAGGCCAGAAGUUAUAAUAGAAGGGAGUAACGAUAUUGAUGGACCUUGGAAGGAUUAUGAAUUUUUAUACAAGGCUGGAAAUGUUAACAACUCUUUACCAUUUGUCGCACCUCAUCAACCUCGCCUCGAUUGGCAAAUGUGGUUCGCUGCUUUAGGUACAUAUCAUCAAAAUCCAUUUGUAAUGUCGCUAGCUUAUCGUUUAUUGAAUGGGCAAUCCGAGGUACUGGAUUUAAUAAAUACUGUUGAGAGUCCGUUCAAAAAUAAACCUCCGAAGUAUAUUAAAGCUAGUAUUUAUCACUACCAUUAUACGCCGUGGAGUCAAACAUCGAGUACUCGAGCUUGGUGGACCAGAGAAAAAGUGGGUGAAUAUUUUCCAAUAUUCAGUAAAGAUCACCAGCCACUCAUCGAAUAUCUGACAAAAUUGAAGAUUCUUCAAGAAAAGCCAGGUUUUAAGAUCAAGGCCGAACCACUGAAGUUAAUUUUGGACAAGCUUAGGUGGUCGGUUUGUAACGUAGAGGCGAGUCUACUCUUAUGGGGUGUUUUUACAGCCGGAUGUACAUUAAUCGUAGCAGGUUAUUAUGACAGACCAGUGGCAAAAAAGAAAUAGCUAUCGAGCGAUAAUCAUUAUAAAAACAUAAAAAGUUAAAACCUAAAAAAAUAUGAGUGUUAACGAAAUAGAAUGCAAGCUGUAAAAUAUAUAUAUAAACUAACGUUGCUUGCAAUAUAACUUGGAUAUGCAGGUACUUUUUGCAUGUAAAAUAUACAUUUGCAUUUCUUCUUUCUAAUAGAUCAGACAAUAUUAACCAUUACAGAUGUGUCUGAUUACACACAUUCAAUAAAACUCUACUAAAAUAUAUUGAUUCUUAAUAAAAAUAAAAAAAAACUAGAAAAAAGACCCCAUUAUUUUACAUGAAUCAAUAUUUACUAGAAGACCUGAUAUAUCCAUAUAUGCUCGAAUUAUAUUUUGUUUUCUUCACUUUGUUAAAAUAACUUCCAUUUUAUUAUUUUGUGAUAUUUGUCACUGCAAGAGAUAUGUGAUAUAAUUUAUAAUUGAUGCUUGAUUAUUUAAUUUUGCUAAUUUUGUCGAUUUUCGAGGAUGACAGUAAUAAAAAAAAGUACAUUUAUUAUACAUAAAAAUAAAAAGUAAAGAAAAAGUGAUAAAAACAAGAUAUGACACAUUUUUAUAUGCAAAACAUAUUUUCUUACAUACAUAAUUGCUAUUGCAUUUUUUCUAAUGUCUUUUUACAGAGUUAUAUGUUUCUUGAGAUUAUUUACAUAGCUUGUGUAAGUAGAUAAGUUUAGAUAAAAGUACAUUUUUCUACAUGAUUCAGUGGCCACACUCUUAUGACCUUUCCAUAAAAAUCUAUAACUCUGUAACUUUAUAUUACAUUUAUAGUUGUAUGAUAUAUAUUACAUUCAUAGUUUGUAAUGUCCAUAUGUAUACAUAUUCUAAAUGCAUAUGUGCAAACGUAAACAUAUACUUUUCAGACCACCACUAUCACUAAUCACAGUUAUGUAAUGAAAUGAACUAAAAUAAACUAAAAUACUUGAAAUAAAAAAA
Molecule: messenger RNA, 3031 nt
Organism: Linepithema humile (Argentine ant)
Lineage: Eukaryota; Metazoa; Arthropoda; Insecta; Hymenoptera; Formicidae
Product: lipase maturation factor 2-like
Biological process (GO): protein maturation
Cellular component (GO): endoplasmic reticulum membrane
Source: RefSeq, a predicted model, not a curated record